Brassica rapa (field mustard) is the source of this 2452-nucleotide messenger RNA. RefSeq names its product phospholipase A1-Ialpha2, chloroplastic. Gene Ontology annotation, biological process: jasmonic acid biosynthetic process. NCBI's taxonomy places the organism in Eukaryota, Viridiplantae, Streptophyta, Magnoliopsida, Brassicales, Brassicaceae. Gene Ontology annotation, cellular component: chloroplast. The record is from RefSeq and is a predicted model, not a curated record. Gene Ontology annotation, molecular function: glycerophospholipid phospholipase A1 activity.
UUUCAAUUUUAAUUUUUUUAUUAAAUAUUUUUACUUUUGUAUAUAUAUUGUUUAAAAAAAAAAAAAAAUUUUAUCCUCCCGCAACCGCCCGCAACCGCAAACGCUAGCUUGAGCCAGCUUUUGAAUUUAUGAGAUUUGGAGCGGUUUGAAGCGGUUUAGAGCGAUUUGAGUGAUUGUUGCAAACCGCCGACAACCGCUACCAACUGCAAAAGCUGCGUUUGCGGGUGGUAGCGGGAAGACCAGUCGCCCCCUAAGUUUGUUUGAACAGGAAAUAAGACUUAAUUACCCCCUUCAGUUAUUUUCAGCCGAAUAAGAAGUUUCGGAAAUCUUUUAUCAAUUUUUUUUCCGUUCCCACCUAAAUCAGUUGACUACGUUACUUUAUAUCUAAUCGGCACUCCAACUGUAUAUAAUCUGAAUUGUAAUUGGUUUUCUAAAAUUAUACGUAUACGAGGUUGGUAACUUUUGUGUUGAUAACUUGGGAUAUUAUAUACUUCAUAAUUACUUUAUUUCUCCUUAUUUUACUCAAUUUUGCAGUCACACACACAUAUGGUAACGCGUAUAAACGACUGAACUAGGGAGAAUCAAGAACUACAAGACGAAAUUAUAGAAUUGAAUACUAGAAGGCCGACCACAUAAAAUAUUCUUAUUUGUCACAAAACGAUCGUAAUUCGAAUACUUUAAGCUAAUUUUCUCAGUCAAAUACACGCCAAAACAUGUGAAACUCUCUACCAGUGAUCGCUAUAAGUAAGCCUGCACAUACUUUUGUCUCUCUUGACACUAACCUGAAACUCUCUCUCUCUCUCUCUAUAAGCUGUCUUCUAAAAAUGGCGGCUAGAUCUCUUGUCCAAAACCCUAAUUUGAAACAAGUUCCACUUCCAAGAUCAGACAAAAAUCUAGAACACACUGUCUCUCUUCCUUAUCUUGUCUCUCUCCACAAUUCCAACACGCACACCUCCAGAAGACUUGUAGUUUCUUCUUCUACUUCUUCAGUAUUAGCACCACACAUUCCAACUUCUCGAGUUGUUUCUCCUCCUAUAUCUCGUGCUCAGGCACCGUGCUCCAGCGCAGAAGCGACUGUACCAUUGUCUCGGGUUUGGAGAGAGAUACAAGGAUGUAACAACUGGCAAGAUCUUAUCGAACCUUUAAAUCCUCUUCUCCAAAAAGAGAUCACUCGCUACGGAAACUUAGUUUCCACUUGUUACAAAGCCUUUGAUCUAAACCCUACUUCUAAACGUUACUUGAACUGCAAGUAUGGCAAAAAUACCUUGCUUAGAGAAACGGGAAUCGACAAACCUGAGGAGUACCAAGUCACCAAAUACAUCUACGCAACGCCGGACAUAAACAUCAACAUCCGUCCGAUCCAGAACGAGGCCAAUAAGGGAGCACGUUGGGUAGGUUACGUUGCAGUUUCAUCUGAUGACUCGGUAAAACGUUUAGGGAGGAGAGACGUCGUGGUUACCUUUCGUGGAACGGUGACUAACCCUGAAUGGUUAACGAACUUCAUGAGCUCUUUGGCUCCGGCUAGGCUCCAUCCUCAUAACACGCGGCCUGAUUGACAUGUGAAGGUCGAGUCCGGGUUCUUGAGUUUAUACACAUCCGAUGAGAGUGACAGCAGAUUCGGACUAGAGAGCUGUAGACAACAGCUUCUGACCGAAAUUUCAAGAUUGAUGAAUAAGUACAAAGGAGAAGAUAUGAGUAUCACACUCGCUGGACAUAGCAUGGGAAGCUCAUUAGCUCAUCUUCUUGCUUACGACAUUGCGGAGCUCGGUUUAAACAAGAAGAUAGGCGAGAGAGAUAUUCCCGUGACUGUGUUCUCUUUUGCCGGUCCUAGGGUUGGUAACUUGAAGUUCAAGAAACGUUGCGAGGAGCUAGGAGUGAAGGUUUUGAGGAUCACUAACGUUAAUGAUCCGAUCACAAAACUUCCUGGCUUUUUAUUUAAUGAGAAUUUUAGGGUUUUAGGUGGUUUUUAUGAGCUUCCAUGGAGUUGUUCAUGUUAUGCUCAUGUUGGGGUCGAACUAACACUAAAUUUUUUUAAUGUUCAAAACAUGUCUUGCGUUCAUGAUCUCCAGACUUAUAUCGAUCUUAUUAAUUGUCGGAGAAUAAGCUCGAGAUCAGCCGAGACCGAUGGGGAAAAGAGCAGUGAAAAUGUUGGCUUGAAAUAUUUGAAGCAAAAGGGUGAGAAGCUGAUGUUCUUGAAGGGACAACGAAUGAUGCAUUGGAGCAACUUCGUAAAUCUACUUUCUUCUGUCUCUUAUCAUAUGUUGUAUUGUAAAUUGUAAUAUAUUCUAGGACUAAAUGUUCCGAUCUUUUUUUUUUAAGAUUGAACAAAUAGUUAUUAGUUUAUCUGUACAAAGUAUAUAAAUGCUAUUUUACUAAUGGUUGUAAGAAUCUCCUUAGAUACUAAGAAAUUGUAGGCUGUCUUUUUAUUUUAGCAGUUAUCUUUAUGCAUAUA